Nilaparvata lugens (brown planthopper) is the source of this 15082-nucleotide messenger RNA. RefSeq lists its product as uncharacterized. Gene Ontology annotation, biological process: lipid metabolic process; phosphatidylinositol-mediated signaling; small GTPase-mediated signal transduction. The record is from RefSeq and is a predicted model, not a curated record. The coding region runs from base 328 to 11985 and encodes 3885 amino acids. The transcript is spliced from 50 exons. Gene Ontology annotation, molecular function: phosphatidylinositol-4,5-bisphosphate phospholipase C activity; guanyl-nucleotide exchange factor activity; protein binding. NCBI's taxonomy places the organism in Eukaryota, Metazoa, Arthropoda, Insecta, Hemiptera, Delphacidae.
AACUGUGUCCGCGUUGAAGGCAGGCUGCUCUGCUCUGCUCGUGUCCGUGUCAGUGCGAACUUGGAAAUGUGCUCGUUUGUGUAGUUCCCAGCGUGCUUCCACCACUAUCAACUCGGAAAACUUGGCUUUUAUUGUAGCCGCCGCCUCUUGUUUCGGAUUCGAAUUUCGUGCGAUAUUUUCCUUCUCCCCUUCCCCUCGCGUUCCACCCACCGACAAGGCUGCCUACAGGAUUAUAUAUACAAGAUCGAUGGUUGAUCUGAAGUGGAGUUGUGAUGCUUAUUCCAUGCCAUUCGUGAGAUAACUAGAACACACCGCUGUUUGGACGGAAUGUAUUGGUCAUCGGAUCCGCUGUUCCUAUGGCGUAGGAGCAAAGCCAGCGAAGAUGCGACCGGCAUGAGUCAUGCAUCAAGCAAAGCGACUACUGUCUGCAGCGGAAGCACUGGAACCAGCACCAGCAACAAUAGCAGCAGCCACACAGCAGCCGCUGCCGGCCACUCUGCAGCGGCGACCAGCGGCAAGGAAGUGCGCUACCCUUUCGGCGUGCAAAAUGACCUUGGCCAGGUGAUUCUAUCUACCAAAUCCUCUGCGAAGGAUGGCACACCGGCAGCAUCGUCUUCAUCGUCGUCAUUUACAUCAGCUGUGCAGCCGCACUCACAAGCACAAGCACCCGCCGUGGCGGCCGCAUCAGCCCACUCACAUCCACACUCACACGCACACGCACACGCACAUCAACAACGCUCCUCAACGCUCAACGCUCGACUAUCGCCUUCAAGACUGUCCCUACAAUCCGCUAGUUUACAAUGCAGUAUCGGUUCAUCUGCAGAUUUGAGUUGUGAAGCUGCCUUGUUAGAGAGAGCCAUACGUUAUAACGAUACUUUACGAGUUAAGAGGUUCCUCAAUUUACACCACGAUAAGUUUCAGGUCAAUCUUCAUGGUAGUCUACUUGGAAAAUCAUCCUCAUGCGAAACUCAAAGCCAAGAUGUCGAGAUACUGCUUAGGAAAUCAAAAACACUAAUAGAUCGAUUGGGGCCCGGCCGGUCGGAGGACGAGGACGACUCGAGUAGUUCGUCGUCGUCAACGGUGUGGUCGCACCCCCCCGCCCCCCUCAUCUUUAGCAACGCACUCCACGUGGCCGUCGAACAGGGAUCCGUGGAGGUGGCGCGGCUCCUGCUCAAGUACGGCCUCGAACCCAACCAGGGCGGUCGUCUGCCCUGCGCCACCACCCCUCAGCCACCAGCCACCACACAACCAUCAUUCUUCCCCGCCUCCACCGCCUCCACCAUCACCACCACUACAACCACCACCACUACCACUGCUGUUCAGGCCACCAGCUCAUGUUACACGACAUCUGUGACAGAGCCGAUAAGCAGUAGCUCAACGGCAACGGCGACGACGACAGUGACACGCCGAGUGAGCUGGGUGCCGCCGACGUCACCGCGGUCGCCGUCCGCCACCGCUCUAGACCUGGCCAAGAAGCGGCGCUGCCUCACCGCUAAGGCAGCCGCCGUCGCCCGGCAGAGAUCCUUCUCACUCGAAAGCAACUCUGACCUACUCCGGCCGGCCGGCGGCGGAAACUGGCAACAGGAGAGGCGAAGUGUCUCACUCAAAUCGAGUCCUUUGAUAUCCACAAGAACUCCUCCACCAGGAGCACUUCCCGAAGAAGUGGUUCCUGCAAGAGGCACUGGUUCAGAAAAGACAAUCCCUGAACGCAGUAUAAUCGCCGAGUUGAGAAGGAGCAGUGAGAUUUUCAAGAGCAUACUAUUGAACUUAUCAAUGAAGGAAUCUGAACAAUCGGAAGCAGAGGAGACAAAGUCCAAUGCAGAGUUGUCGCCUAAAGAGCCCCAAGUCGAUGUGGCCACUCUAUUAGCCGAACACGGACGUCGAAGACUAGCUUCGUUUGAAUCCGACGGGUUCUCCAGUCUUUCAUCCACUUCUUCCUCUUCCUCUUCAUCCUCCCCAUCCUCAUCCUCAUCAAGUUCGCCUUCGAGAUGUUCGGAAAGUUCGCUAGGAAGUCCAGAGGAGGACGAUGAUCUGGACGGGGCCCCUCCACCAGGCGGAGAGGCGAGCCCGAUGAAGCCUCUACUCAAGACCCAUCCAAACUUGCCCGCCGAAAAACUGGUGGGAAUCUCGGGCGUGUACACGAGGCGCCACCUCUUCACCCUGCCCGCCCUCUUCAUGGCUGUCAUCAAGGGCAAUGCCACUCUCGUCUAUCUGCUGCUCAAAUACGGCGCCAACCCCAACUUUCAAGAUGGCCACGGUAACACAGCUCUGCACUUGGCCGUCAGUCAGGAGUCAGUUUCGUGGGAGUGUGUGUUGGACCUGCUGGAGCGAGGUGCGCAGAUCGCAGUGCGCAAUAAGGCUGGUAUACGUCCCGUCGACCUCGCGCCUCACACACUGCUCGCCAGGCUGCAGAACCACAUGGUGGCUGACUGCUGGAUGGGCCUCACCGAUCCACCACCAACAGUUGCAGUCGGGCCGACCACGAACAGCAUAACAUCUCGCGCGAGCAAUGCUACGAAUCCGUCGCGAAUUCUGCGCAAGCUGAGAACGACCGCGCGAACUGAGUCAAUCGAGGAGGCGGCGAGCUGUGCGUCCGGCGAACAGCCCGCUCUCUCAUCCACGGGUUCCGUACGCAGUCGUACCAGCAACAACCGCAGUCCAGACACCACUCAAUCAAAGGAGAACAAUGGAGACUUUCAAAGGGUUCGCAAAGACGCCGAGAAUCGUCGAAGUCAAGCCAGAAUCAAGCGGAAAGUAUUCAGAGAGAUCCCCAGAGAUCGUCAUGCUUCCUCUACUUCGGAUAAGCAGCCGUCGACUGGGAUGGAAGCGUCUCGCAGCUUCCACGUGCUGCUGCAGAUGUCGAGCAACCACGAGUGCCUUGGCUACCUACUUCGGGGUCUUCUGCAGCAUAUUCACAGCAUACUGCGUCUGUUGCAGCAGCGCAAUGACAUCACGCUGCACAGAAGUAUGGCGGCCCUCCUACACAACAUUCUAAAAACAGCACUGGAGGCGUACGGGAGCACUAGUGCGGUGAGCUUGGAGGAUGCUCGCCGUGAGCUGGUGGCCGUGUGUUGCACGCUGCUCAAGGUCUGCCUGAGCCUCAUUCACGGCGUGCACGACCACCAAUUCACGGCACUCGUCACCAUCAACAAGGUCAUCGAUGUGUGUGUCGUGCACAAGCUCGGCCAUGCCAAGUACAAGUCCAUCGAUGCGCUCCGUCAUCCCUGCAACGACAAGAGUCAGCCGACCAACGAGCUGGGUGAACCUCAGUCGCUGCAUGCACAAGCGUCUGUGGACGGGACGGCGGCAUCUGGAGGACAGGAAGGCUCAGGAACAGGCAGUGGAGGUGGGACGGGGGCGGCAGCGAGUGGCAGCAGCCGCCCCCGCAACCAGAAGCUGAGCGCCAAACGGCUGGGCUCUGUGUGGCGGCAUGCCGCCGGCGAGCAAAUCGAGCAAGUGCGCAAGACUAUCACGCCAGAGAGCUCUGUUGAGGAGAGCAUCAUGGACGUACUGUCGAGUGCGCAUGCUGUGUCCAUUCUGAACAUCCUACACAAUUCGCUGACUCUGUACAAGAGGGUGAUCGGCAGCAAGCAGCUUUGUUCUCCAAGCCAGAGGUUCCGCCAGUGCAGCUAUCACUGCCUGCAGCUGAUGGCGACUCGAGUGCUGCUGUUCAUGGUGGAGACCCCCUCCGUGCAGACGCAGCUCGUGCAGGAGCCGCAGCUCCGGAUACUCACCGCCGCCCUCGACUCCACCAACGAUCCUCAACUGCUAGUGCUGGCGCUGCAAAUAGUGGCGACAGUGGCGCUGGACCCAGCCAAUCACAGAGCUCUGCUGGACCACGGCAUGCCGGAUGUGUUGUCGCAAUUGCUGCUGCCCUCUGACGAGUGGUACUACACCAAUCACACCACCAAGUACGCCCGCUUUGUCAAGCACCAUGUCGCCAGGAUCCUCGUCUACCUCGGCUUCCAGCAUCGCGUCAACCUCCGAUUCUCCGUCUAUGACUUGCUGCUCGACGAUGCCCCUCCUCCCACCCCACUCACCGAAUCUGUGGAGGACUCCUACAUAACAAUGACGUCAGCUCCUCAGCCAAUCAUAUCAUGUAAAGAUUCUAAAGCUAUUUUAGGCAUUACUGUUGAAAACGCAAUCAUCUGUAUACUAAAAUCAAUUGAGGGCACGCUGACUCAAGGAGUGUCGACGAGUGAGAAUUCAACACUGCAAUGGGUUCUCAGCGGCUAUGCCUACAGUCAUAUAUCACGAGAAAACCAGCAGCAGCAGCAAGCGACGUGCGACCGACGGCUAAUGGACGCGGCAUCGACGGGCUUCGUGCAGAGCUUCCUGUCGUGCUUCCCGGCCGUCCUAAGCCCGGUGGUUGUGGUGCGGCUGCUGCUGCAUCGGCUGCUGACCACUGCAGCCCAUCUGCAGCGCUGGAAGAGCUGUGCGUCACGAAGCAGCUUUGCAUCGGCCACUGCCGGACAUGACGCGCCGCCACGUAGUCCCCGCUCACGCGCCUCCUCAACCGACACCGAGCCCGGCUCCACGCUGCGUAAACGCCGCAAGAUGGUGCCGGAACAGGUGAACCUUACGGUCGACUGCUCCGGGUGGGGCGGUUCAGAGGCGGGCAGCGUGGACGAAACGGCGGCGGCUGCGGCGACAGUCGCUGCGACUGUUGCAGCGCGACACCCGCGAGGCAGCAUGCGACCCGGCCGCGACAGCAUCAGCAGCGCCUCAGGCCUUGGACUCGAGCCGGCCAUGCAGGCCAUUUUCGCCUUUUCGCACAUCCUCAGACCCGCCCAGUCCAGGGACAGUCUGCACAGUGUCACCAGCAGUGAUGGACGACACAGUCCUGGCAACUCGCCACCUGGCCUUCUACCACUUCAUGCCUUCAACCUGUUGCACCACAAGCCUCGUGGGUCGUUCAGGUUUUCCAGUUUACGUCAUAGCAAUAAGCAACGCUCCAAAUCUCACGCCAAUAUCACCAAGUGCUGGUUGCAGGUGCUGCAUCACAACGGCGCUAAGGAGACGCCCGAGCAGGAGAUCCUCGCCUUCCAGAAGCAGCUGCAGAAUCUGCCCGACUUCGACUCGCCCGAACACCCGUCCGGCCACAGCUCCGACCCUGCAGCGGCCGCCGCCGAGUUCCUGGCGGGUCGCGUCCACCUGCGGCCGCGGUCACGGUCGAUGCCGCGCGUCACCUACGAGUCGUCGCGGUUCCUCACGCUGCCUGAAGCGCCCUGCGGUGGGUCACUGCGGCUGCCGCGUGGUCGCUCGGCCGGCACGCUCGGCUUUCCUGCCGCCGAUAUACUUCCAUGCGGUCCGGCAGCGAUAAUCAACAACGCAAGUCCCGUGGGCACGCCGGUGGAGGAGCGGCGGGUGUCGAGUGGAGGGGUCGUUGGAGGGGUGAUGCCCCCCUGCGCCCCCAACAGCCGGCGCAGCUCUCUUUCCCCUUCUGACCGCACCACGCGACGCCGCGACUCACCUGCAUGUCUACAGAUGGAGAUACCACCCUGGCAUCGAUGUAUCCUCAACUUUAUUGAGGAAUGGUUGCGUGUUUCACGCGUUGAGUUGGAUCGCAACGCAUCGCUGUGUCGAGAAAUUCGUGAUUUUUUAGGGAAAGUGGCUCCCUGCGGCGCUCCCUACCAGCAGUGGGCGGCUGAGAUGCGACAGGAAUUCCCUGCAUUGAAUAAAGAUCCAGACGUGGAGGGAGGUGACGACUUGGAGUCGACGGACCGCGAAUACUGUCAGCUUCUCCACAUGGUGGUUGGCGGGGACCUGCCAUGUAGCAAGGAAGAGGCGGCCUCUUUAGCUGGCAUCCAGCUGAGGAUUGAGGAAUCGUGGGGUCGCCCUGGUCUACUCUCUCCCGAUGAUCCCAACACACUCAAGCCAAUCUCAGAGGAUAAGGAGAGCUUCCUGCUACCGGUGCCCUCUUUUGGUCCGGGAAGCGGCCUCCCAGGUCGACCGGUCAGUCCCCUGGUGGAGGACACGGAGGGUGAGGAGGGGGAGAGCCGAGCCACCCCCGCUCCCGCACCUGCCCCUCGCUUUCCACCGCCCCCCGCCGCCCCCGCGCCUGCCAAGGUGUCCAGCAACAUCCUGAGGCGCUGCUACCCUUCCAGCACCACUCAGGUGCCUUUCCUGCCUUCCGGACAUCUCGAGGACUGCCUCCCGCCCUGCUAUCAUGGCGUCAAAACCAUGGCCAAACUUAUCAAGGAGCAGAAACGAAAACUAUUUCACACAUCAAUCUACGAAUCAGAAGUGCAACUGAAGAAGUUAUACGUUCAAACAUGUCGGCGUCUUCCAGCUUACGGAUGUAAAGUCUACCAGGUCAAGGAAUUAUUGCGAGGGAAAACUAAGAAAAAGGCGGCUCGGCUCCUAGGACUAGGGCCUGAGAGGAUAGUCCUACUAGACAACAAAACAAAGAUCCUAGCAAAAUCUCAAAAUACUUCGGAUUUAGUACAGUGGCGCACAGGUGGAGGCCGCUCCCAUGACCGACUACAGCUUGAGUUCCGAGGCAGCCGCUGGUCGCUGGUGGUGCCCUCAGUGGCUGCCAUGCGCCAAGUGGGUCUCGCACUCUGGGAGAUUCUUCACGAACUGGACUCUACCUUCCUCGAGGAACAUGCGCUCCUUUCACGCAUUUCGAGCCAAGAGGUGGUGAAGCGGUCGGUGGUGCAUCAGGUGGUGCACAGUGGCGAACUGGAGGCGUUGCAGCGGUCGCUUCACUUUCCGGAGGAAGUAGCGCUGCGGCUAGCCGACACCGAGGACCAGCUCUUCUACCAGGUGCCGCCCAUCGACUACCUCAGGCAGGUCACCCUCGACCUGGGAGGCAGUGUUCCACCCCCGCCGCCCCCGCCGUCGUCAGCCGGUGCAGCCGCCUCCGCUGCCCCCGAUCGGCCCUCUGUGCGCGCGCUUGUCAAGCGAUUCAACGAGGUGAGCUCAUGGGUGACACACCUGAUAAUUUCUCAGCCGACGCACGAAGAUCGCAAGUCGGUGCUGUCAUGCAUUCUGCGUGUGGCGCUCACCUGCUGGAACAUCGGCAACUUCAAUGGAGCCAUGGAAAUUGUUGCCGGGCUCAAAUCGAACAAGCUGAAGCCGUUCUGGCUGUCGAUCACGGACAAGGAGCCGCUGCCGGUGCUGGAGUUCGUGUCGCAGGCCCUGUUGUCGGUGGAGUACGAGCGCGCCCUCGGCCGAGCGCUGGCCAUGCCCGAGUGCCGGGUGGUGCCCUUCUUCGGCGCCUUCCUGCGCGACCUCCGCGACAUCCUCGCCAACACGCCAAGCAUCGUUGUGCUUGCACCCGGCGGUCAGCACACCCAGCUACAGUUCAUAUCGGACUACAAUGGCGAGGACCAUUACUUCACCAGAAUCGGGCCGGGCGGUCUCAUCAACCUGGACAAGAUCUACCGCACUCAAGCUGUCAUGGACAAGAUCGCCUCCUUCCAUCAACACUUUCAUAAUAGAUCGCGGGAAGCUGACAAUCUUAGGGAACAAUUAAGCAUUCACACAUCGAGUAUAGAACGGGCCUACCUUGUGGAGGAGCAGGAGGACUUGGACAAUGAAGUGGACAGCUACCGGCCUGUGCAGCCCCUCACCAACGAUCAUGGAGUCAGCUUCUUUCCCAUCUCCUCACCACAAUCCAACAUCAACCACCAUAUUCUGCAGGUGUUGCACCACGGCAGCACAGCGGUGCACUGGGAGGCGGAGGGUGGGUCGCGAUCGGCACUGGUGUAUGUGCGCCUAGAGCGCAGUUGCGCCACCCUGACGUGGUCGCGGCCCGCCUGGAGUGGCCUCAAGACGGCGCCCGCCACCUCCUCGCCCGACUACUGCCUCUCGGCCAACCCCGAGGAGAAUGUGCCAGCAUGCCUCGCCAACAAGUGGGCCGGCGAGCUCGCCAGUCUCGGUCUUGACGAGGGAUUCCUAGAGCUAUCUGCUAUCAAGGAGAUAACACUGGGAGGCAGAGACCGGGAGAAAGACCCCGACCUGGCGAACACGUUGCGCCGAUUCGCCCUAGACAAACAUCCAACUGCCGACUGCUGCUUAGCACUCGUGUAUGGCGUCAACCUCAGUGAUAACAGAGUUCUAUUUCUUCUAUGUCCUCCAACUUUAUGCAGGAUGUGGUACAGUGGCCUUAGCUGUGUUGUCCGUGGGUUGAAGAGGCAGUUGCAGAUGGUUGAUAGGAGAAUGCUGUGGCUCAAAGAACAAUAUUUACAACUUUUCUUUGAAGAGGGGUUUUGUGGACCAAUGACUGCUGAUGCUAUACGGAUUGAAUUUCGCAAAUUUAGGAAAAAGAGAUCCAUCGGCAACAUCCAAACUAUCAGACCAGAGUCGAGCACAAAGCUGUCAGAGCACGCGGAGAUGGUUGGCUCGGGUUCGAGCACCUACCUGGGCAGGCGGCCCGGUUCGAGUCCCGCGCCACCCAGCCGUUCACGCUCGAUAUCCAGCGAAAUGGAGAUGAUGCGUCAACAGCAUGGCAACGCAGCCAGUCCACACGGAUCCACCGAUCACCUCGAGGCGGGCACUGCCAGUCCCACCUAUCAGCCAAAAGACAAAAUCAAAAGCGAUGUUAUCUGGCAAAUGAGAAAUUUUCGACAUGGCUCAAUAACACACGAAACACAGUUGGAUUUCGUCGAUUUUGUUGCACUUUUUCGAUCUUUCAGUUUACGUUCCCGUAAAGACUUAAGAGAUCUGUUUGAUCAACUGGCAUUGACAUGCCGCAGCCUUUCUGAUAGUUCCUUGAAUGAUAAUAGCACCAAAAGUUCUCCCGAGCAUCCUGCCAAGCCACAAUCAAAAAUUGGUCCUUUGACGAGGAACAGUUCCGCUGAUCUGAAUGAGUGUAGAAAUACACCUGUACAACAAAAGAAGAAAAUAUUCGAUGCAAUCACAGCAUCAAGUAUUAUAAGUAAUUGUGCAGGUGUCGACACGUCUAAAUCCCAAGUGAUUACAUUAUCGAAUUUCGCCAAGUUUCUUGAAACGAAACAAAUGGAGACUUUCACCGAAGAUGAAGUCAGGGACUUGAUCAAGAGACACGAGCCUGAUCCAACAUUGAGGCUGCAGAACUGUUUAUCGUUUGAGGGCUUUGCUCGCUAUCUGAUGGAUAAGGAGAAUUUUGCCUUCCUCAACGAACGCAUUUGUCCUGAUGAAAAUGAAAUGGACUUCCCUUUAUCACAUUACUACAUUGCAUCAUCCCAUAAUACAUACCUUACUGGUCACCAGCUCAAGGGAGAAUCAUCUGUAGAUCUUUAUAGUCAGGUUUUACUGACGGGCUGCAGAUGCGUGGAGCUAGACUGCUGGGACGGCGACGAUGGAUCUCCACUCAUCUACCACGGGCACACGUUCACCACCAAGAUCCCGUUCCGCUCAGUCGUCGAGGCAAUCAACCGAAGCGCCUUUGUCACCUCGCCCUACCCUGUCAUACUCUCCAUAGAGAAUCACUGUUCACUCCAUCAACAGGCCAGGAUGGCUCACAUAUUCCAGUCGGUGUUCGGGGACAAGCUGAUCACCAAGUUCCAAUUCGAGGCUGACUUCUCCGAAGACCCUUCACUGCCGUCGCCCUACCAGCUGCGCUACCGCAUCCUCGUCAAGAACAAGAAGCUGAUGGCCGACAUCCCGACGGCCGUGUGGCCGGUGGUGAAGGGGGCGGGGGGUGCGGGGGCGGCAGCUAGGGGGGCGGGGGUGGCUGCCAAGGGAGGCGGUGCUGCCGCGGGGGCGGGUGGGCGCGCCUCCUCCAUCAUCUCCAACACGAGCGGCGGAUCCGUCAACGACGAGUUCAGUGAUGAUGAUGAUGACGAUGAUGACGAUGAUGAUGAGAAUAUCGAUUCGAGCGUAUGCCCGCCACGCACGGACUCAAUGUCGAGCCACGAGAGCGGGCUGCAGAAAGCGGUGUUGCCACGUGGUGCGUCGAGCAGCAGUCGCUCGCCAGCCGUGCCUCCGCCCGACAUUGACUGGGGCACAGUGCAUGAGGACGAGGCCAGUGCGCACAAGCAGAAGAAGCAAAGCAGUCAGAUCGCCAAGGAACUCUCCGAUCUGGUUGUCUACAUUCAGGCGAUUAAAUUCAGAGGACUGAACACAAUCAGCCCAAACAGCUCGGUGCGCUGUAAAAGGAUAGUGCCAGCAACAGCGGUGUCGUCAGCAGCCCUGCUGAAGAAGGGAAGUGGUGGCAGUGUGAUUGGCUCCAGUGCAGCAACCGGAAGUCCCUGCUCCGAUCCGCACGUCUACUCCAAACACAAAGUCAACACCUAUCAUCCGUGCUACCAGUGCUCAUCGUUGAACGAGAACUCGGCCAAAAAACUGUGCAGAAAACAGCCGCUGCCUUUGAUAGCACACACUGAAACACAAUUAGUUAGAACUUACCCAGCAGGUAUGCGAAUAGACUCUUCAAAUUUCAAUCCAGUGAUAUUUUGGGCGUUCGGCAUACAGAUGGUUGCACUCAACUACCAGACUGAAGAUGCGGCGUUGCAUCUGAACACGGCCAUGUUCGAACAGAACGGUCGCUGUGGAUUCGUACUGAAACCAGCUGUGAUGCGUGAACGCUCCCACAUGAUGUACCGGCGGUUCAAUCCCUGGGACAAGGAGUUUGACGGCCUUCACUCGACUCAUCUCAUUCUAACUGUUGUGUCUGGUCAAUAUGUGUGUCAGAACAAUUUCACCGCUAGUGUUUAUGUAGAAGUGGAAGUAAUCGGUAUCCCAGCCGAUUGCAACAAACAAAAGACUAAAAUAAUCCAAAGAAACGCUACCAAUCCCAUUUGGAACGAUACCUUCUUUUUUCAAGUUAUGUUCAGAGACUUGGCUUUUUUACGAUUUAGUGUACUUGAUGCCAACACCAAUCACCUCCUCACACAGCGUGUUAUGCCGUUGAAGUGUCUUCGUCCUGGCUACAGGCAUGUCAGGCUACGAUCGCCUCAAAACCAGGCUCUGCAUCUGUCAACGUUGUUUGUUUGUUCAAGGACCGAAGAAGAAAGUCUAAUGGAGGGUGUGCAACGAGGAGGAGGCAGAGAACGCGAAGUUCAGGAAGUGAGACAAGACCCGCGGCCUGUAGGUGUUAAGCGUCGCAUGUUCUUCCUGAUGGUGUACGGUGUCGUUCCUGAGGAACCAUACACGAUACUGAAGAUCACUCAGGAAAGCACAACACAAGAGGUACUGCUUCAAGCAUUACAGAAGGCUGGCCAGGGCGCCGAGAAAGUACAUGACUAUGUGCUGGUGGAGGAAGUGUCGCGUGGUUGGGAGAGGAGAGACCGAGAUGUGCCAGCCAGCCAGAGGGUGCUCGACCCCGAUGAGAGACCCCUACAAGCCCAGGCACAGUGGCAGGGUGACGGCAGGUUUAUUUUAAAGCGUAUGGGUGAUGACCCCAGCAGUCGUGCUUGGUUGUCGUCGAUCAGAUCAACCAGACAACAAGCAAACAAGCAGGCACGAACUUGGGAUGAGGCUGACAACUUUUUAGUUUGUGUAUACAAUGUCUCACCGGAGAUACCAUACGCGAUAUUGAAGGUGCCUUUGAGUGCUUGUGCUCAAGACGUUCUGGCACAGGCGUUGGUGAAAGCGAGGCGAAUGGAGGAUCCAACCCGGUUCGUUCUGGUCGAAGAGUUGGAAUGGGGCGGAGGCAGGCAGCAGAGGAUAUUGCCGGAUGAGGAGAAUGUGUACAGGACUCAGGCACACUGGCAGACGAUCGGCAGGUUCAUCCUGAGGGAGCGCGAGACAAGGCGUCACAUGACGCUGAGGGCAGCGACGCUCGAUAGACUGAGCAAGGGACUGAAGCUGCCGGUCGGGGAGGCGUUGAGUGACCCGACCGCUUCCAAGGUCACCAAGACGCGCUUUCCGCUGAGUGGCCUGGGUCGGGGGGGCAGCACCCGCGAACAAGGGCCGCCGCCCCCUCGGCGCAUGCGCGAAGUCCACUCCGAGGGCGAGACGCUGAGUGACGAUGACGUCAGAGACGCUGACAUUCGCACGGCUGUCUCGCGACUGAAGCGCGUCUCGCUGCGCAAGCUGCGCGUCUGGCGAUCAUGAUUGUUGCUGCUCUGCUGCUCCUCCCAAUCGCAUGUCUCUUUCUAACUUAAUCACUGUACUUAAACAUAACACAGCUGAAACAUAAAGACAAUAGUAUUAUUUAUAUAUAUAUCUAUGAAUAAAACAUUAUAUUUGCGGUAUAUAUAAAAUUGUUAUCUAGGUAUAAACUUAACUGAUAAGCGAGCAUUGUUGAAGCUAAGCUGGAUGAGUGUGUUCCAUACAUAGGCUAAAUAUAAUACAAUUUAUUACUAUUCAUACCGAUUUACCGCUCGCUUUGAAUUGAAGAAUAAUAAAUUAAUACUACUACUGAAAAUAAGAAAAACCGCAUUAUAUAAUAAUCAUUAAUUCACGAAUGAAUGAUCGAAUCAUUACCAACAAGUCUAGUCAAGAACAAAUCUCUGUGAUACUAUUGCAUAUAUUGAAUAGAAACUCUUAACUAUAUAAAGUUUUCUAAAAGUUUAUUAUUAAUUUAAUAAGUGUUUUACUAUGCUUCGAAACCUCCUUUCCACUUUUUCAACUUGAAACAAUAUUAUUGUUGCUAUGUAUUAUGAUUGAUAUUGUAAUUGAAAACCCCUCUCGAUUCUCACAAUUAUAUGAAUUGCAACAGUUUAUUGCAUGAGAGUGGAUGUCAGUAUGCAAGACAGUGUGACUGAACGUAAAUGUGAGAGUGACUUGUUAAUCAUGCAACUAAAAAACUCGAAUAUUAUAAAUAAGAAGCACAAUAUAUUGUUAAUUGCAUCAAGUUAUCAUUUGUAAAAGUAUUUAUAUCAUGAUAGUGACAUUUAUAACAGAAUUGAUUGUUUUAAUUUCAAAUGUGAAAUUGUUUUUGAAGCGAUAAUGCUAUAAUAGUAUUCAAAAGUGGAAAACGAUUAGGACUUUAGUAGAUCAAGUUUGAUUCUCAAGAUAAAAGACAGUUGACUGUUCUAGUAAAUUUUAUUGUGGGAACUAUUGAGAUAUAGUUUUAUUAUUAAGUUUUGGAAAUAAUCUAUUUUCAGUUGAUCUAUAGGCUAUAAUAUAUUCAAAGUUGAAAGAUUGUUACUUGUUAAGUUCAUGGACUGUAGAAAAUACUGUUGUUUGGACAACAUAAAUUCCUUUAUUGUGGUGAAAAUUGUCUGGGAGUGGAAGUUCUCCAAUCAAAAUAUUCUGUAUACCUUACCUCAAACCCCCAAUUCAUCUCCUGUACUUCAACAAAACAAACUAGAAAUCUAUGUGCCAAAUGAUACUUAAUAUACCACGUCUGGAAAUAGAUCAUAUUAUAGCUUAGUUUAAGCUACCCAUUUCUUUGUUGUGCUUUUUUAGAUGACCUGUGACUAGAAAACAAUAUUUGAAACAUAUCUUUAGAUUAAACACUUCAAUGAAUAGAUUUUGUUUCUCAAAUUGUUUUGUAACUUUUCAAUUGAAGCCUUAUAAUAUCAAUUAAGGAAUACAGUAAAGUGGUAUCGUUAAAAAGAUGAAAUAGUUAACGUUGAGUCAUUUAAAAUGAGCAUUAGUCGAUAUGAGGUGGAGGAGUAGGUAAGGAUACACCAUCUUGAAAUGUAGAUUACUAUUUAGAAUGAAGUGGGUUUACUGUUUUAAUUUAGUCAAUCAUGAAAACAGUUUAUUCCUUGAUUCGAGAAAUAUCCAAUCUUAUAUUUUAUGUCAAGGGUGAUGGAGGGAGAAAAAAUAUUAUGUUUGAUGUCUUAUGAUAAUUUUUAAAUUUCAGUUACGGUACUGUAUAUACUUCCAUCUAUAAGAUAACCUAUAAAAUUCAUUCUAUGUUGUUUGAUUUUUCCGGAAAAUUAUCAAAGUAGGCUAUAUUAUCAUUUACAAAAUAAAUUAUCUUUGUGCACGUGUUUUAUUCUAGAAGAGUACAGUUUAAAUAUCAGAUCAAACAUCAACAAUCACCUCAUCAUCCAAUCUGAACCAUUGACAUUCAAGUAAAGAUUUAAUAAUAUGAAAAAGAAACAGUAACCACAUUUUUUAUGGCAAAUCCAAUAUUUUCAUAAAAAUGAAGAUUGAAGAUUUAUUUUACAAGUGCACAUGUCUGAUAUUCAGUGGUCCAAUUCUCGUAAAAAUUUAACAUUUUCAUUUAGGCCUAUAUCUGUUACAGGCUUGUUAUUAAGAUAAUAUUUCUUGAAUCCGGAUCAAAUAGAAAAAUAUCAUGUGUAUACGAUUUGAAUGAAAAUUUGCCAAUCGAUGAGCAUGCAUUGAGGAAAGCUUUCAAUUGAGUUUGAAUCUUGAAAAAGUACAUUUGAGUUCUAUACUUUCAUUUGUGGAUCUAGAGAGAAAAGGGCACUUUUCUCCCUGAAUAAAAUGAAGGAAUUACGUCUUUUGAUGCAUACAACAUUUUACCUCCACCUUCACCAGUUACAUAAAAAAUUAUGGCAUGUGCUAGUCAAAAUCAUGAUUACAGGGCAGCCAUUGUACUCAAAAUACAUUAAUCAUAAUUGUCUUAAUUAAAAUUAAGGUAUUCCUUUUGUUAAGCUGAGUUUAACAAAAUGUUAAUAACUUAAUCCUUAUAAAUUCUAUUAGAUUGAACAUAACUUAUCAUACACAUGAUGAAUAUAUGUGUUUGUCAAGUUCCGUUCAAUCUAAUAGAAUCUAUAACGAUUAAGUUAUCAACAUUUUGUUAAUAACUUUGGUGUAAACCUAGCUUUAGAGUUUGUUGAAGUUAUUAACAGUUACUGACCAAAUUGAAAAAUUUAUAUCAUAUCUCCGGUGUCAAAGUUUAUCAUGAAUUAAACUCUUCUUGUUAAGGACAAAAUUUGUAUUUGAAUAUAAUUUUUUACUUAUUUCGCUUACUAUGAGAAAGUGAGACACGAUAUUUGUUAUUCUUUAGAAACUAUGAAGAAACAAAGCUUUAAAUAAUUUUACAUGAAAUGAUCAUAAAUAUAUAUAUACCACAUUGUUAUCCUUACACAUAUCCUCUUUGUAGGCUAUUUAUAACUAUAUGAAUAUAAAUAUUAAGACACUUAUGGCUGAAGAGUGUUUUCAAAAAAUUAUAUAUUUGAAAUGGAAAACAAACACAUUAUGCCUUUUAAAUUGGAAUGUCUUUUUCACCCCAGCCUCGACCAACUCUUUAUAUUGAUAAGUUGAAUUAAAUUAAAUGCUGAUUUAA